GACGCGAGAAGCUUUCACGUGACCGCUUGUCCUCUGAUAGCGGGCUAGCUCCCGUUAGCUACGCUACUAGCAUUAGCACGUAGCCGGUGUGUUCGAGGUCCUUUCUCAUCACCACAGUCCGUUCACUAAAAGAGGUCCGGGUCCUCCACGAAGUCACGGAGGAGGAGCCCGGUUCUCCCAAGGUCUCGGUCCCGCUGUGUACUGGGUUAGCAUCAGGAAGCUUGAAGUUUUAGUCGAGGACCUCAUCUUCUUCCUGCUUGUCUGCUGAGCGAAACAUGUCCUCCAUGUGGAGCCUGAGACCGGUGCUGACAUCUCUGUUUCAAGCGUCCCAGCAUGCAUCUGCCUGGGGGGGUCCCGUCCUCUCCAGGACCAUGGCCACCCUGAACCAGAUGCACCGCGUGGGGAAGCCCAAAGCGCCGCACAAGUCCAUUGGUGCCACUUUCGGCUGCCCCCAGCUGAAGGCUGUGGUGCUGAAGACCAUGAUCCGGAAGCCCAAGAAGCCCAACUCCGCCAACAGGAAAUGCGCCCGGGUGCGCCUGUCCAAUGGGAAGGAAGCCGUGGUCUUCAUCCCCGGGGAGGGACACAACCUGCAGGAGCACAAUGUGGUGCUGGUUCAGGGGGGGAGGACGCAGGACCUUCCGGGGGUCAAGCUCACGGUGGUCAGGGGCAAAUACGACUGUGCCCACGUGGUGAAGAAGAAGCAGUAGAGGAGGGGGCAACCAUGUUUUGAUGGACACAAUUCUAAACCCGUGAAGAAGAGGGAGUGUGCAACAAGGCACUGAGGAUCAGAUCCAUCGUGUUGAAAUCAAACGCUUUAUUGAUCCCUGCAGCUGUUUCUGUUCUAAAGUGUUGAGCAUAUGAGCAGGAAUCGUAUUAAAGGGGUCAACGUAAAGCACAAAUGGUCAUUUCCGUAUACAUAUUCAUUUAUUUAUGUAUGUCCAUAUACCACCGGUCUAGAUUACAUACCGCCGAACCUCCAACCACCAGCGGCAGCACUGAGAUUACCCAUAAUGCCUAGCGAUGCGCCAUGUUUGACAUUUGGCGAAUUCGCCCAUUCUAUGAAUCCAACGGCACCUUCCUGGGGUUCCAGCUGUAUUUUGGGUGCGUUACCUGCAACGGAAGCGAUUCGACGUGAAUCCUGACUACUGAUGCAUCCGUCUUUCUCCACAGGUUUGUUAAUGUCUUCAUCAGCUUUAAACCAGGACCAUCCGGUCUGCCACAGGUUGAAUCACAGUAAGCCUGCCUCCCUCCAACAUAGGGACGGGUAUCACUUUUUUUUUUCUUCCCCCCUCUGUGUGCUAAACUAUCUAUUAACCAUCUAUUGAUGUAUUUGCACUUAAUCUUACUAAAUUCUACAAGGCAAAUAAAUUAAGGUAAAACUUU
Pungitius pungitius (ninespine stickleback) is the source of this 1383-nucleotide messenger RNA. RefSeq names its product mitochondrial ribosomal protein S12 (gene mrps12). Bases 276 to 707 code for a protein of 143 amino acids. Gene Ontology annotation, biological process: translation. Gene Ontology annotation, molecular function: structural constituent of ribosome. The record is from RefSeq and is a predicted model, not a curated record. Lineage: Eukaryota; Metazoa; Chordata; Actinopteri; Perciformes; Gasterosteidae. Gene Ontology annotation, cellular component: small ribosomal subunit; ribosome. The transcript has 3 exons.